ACACCGCUCUUUCGCAAUAAAACACCAAUUCAAAAAUCGGUUUUCCGCUCUCUGUGGCAUCAAUUUUUAAGUUGUCAAAAGUCUGAAGUUAUCGAGCCGGAGAAGUGUACGGAAGAAAGUUGUGACCGAUCGAAUUUAUCUCCUCGGAAUCGUGUGCCGCGAUCUUCAGUUCCCGGAACUAGUUGUCGGUUUCGCCGCGCGCGGAUCGCAGAAAAUAGUGCAUUCAGAGUUCCUCGGUACCCGGUAGCUUGUGAGAAGGAAUCCCGGAACCGGAAGUCAGCUACGGUUUGGCCAGUGCGUAGAACAAGAAGAAACUGAAGUGUUUUCACCCCACCCUUUCGUAGCCCCCAUUUGGAGGAAAGCUCCCCAUUUUGGGAAAAUUUGCUCACCGCAACAGUGGUUGAACUUUUUCCGCCCUGCAUCCACAACGGAAGCCCCUAAAGACCGGAAGUUCCAUUUCGCUUCUUUUCUGUUCUUCUGCAAAACCGGAGAGUGUUACCGUCAUUUCCUACCGAAAGGAGGAAAACCCCACAUUCAAGAAAAAGAAAAACAACGAGCAAGUGCGUCGAGCCCAGCCCUGUUUCCUGUCAUCCGUCAUCCAGCCAACCACAGCAGCAGCAGCAGCCCCAAGCCAGAUAGUCUCAUCGCAUACAAUUAUCGGACAAGGUUUCAAAAGUCACAUAGAGAAUCCGGGCUUUUGCCGCUAACUUUCAUUCAAAUCCUAAAAGAAACGUUUUGUGAAACGUUACCGUAAAGCAAUAUAAGGAGGAACGUUCUGUUUUAACACGGUGCAUACGUAACGGAUUUAGCGUGAUUCGGAACUGGUUCCAGCAAAAUAAUAAUAUAGGUUAAAAUAUCAUCAAUAAUCUUUAAUCACAAAACCAGAAACGAAAGUUCGACUAUCGUCGAUUGAAAACGCAAUCCAUUGCAUUUGACACAGAAUCGAAAUCAGCGCAAAGGGAAUCUCAAAUUAGCUAAUUUUGACGUAGUUUCUAAGCUCGCGAAACAUAAACAUUUUUGGACGUAAACAUUCAAACAUACACUUUCAUCGUAAUUAUUAGCGGAAAUUACUUUCUCGAACCCAUUGAAAUUGUCAAUCGAGCAUGCGAUUUUUGUAAGAAGUCAAAUCAAACAACAAUCUCUAGGCAAAUAUUUAACCCGAACUUAGUCAAAUUUAAACGCAACCAAAUUUCUUCGUAGAGGAAGCAAAAAUCAGUACUUCUAAAGGUUAGACUUUUUACAUGCGAGCAUUACGAGAACAUAAAUAACACGCACAUACCAAUUAAUAAGAACGGAUCCCGCGCGAAGCAAGAAAACUGCAGGAGAUAACAAAAAGAAGGUAAACGAAUCAUCGCGUUAGAUCUUCCUUGAACUCUGACAAAGACAACAAGUACUGCGCAAAAGUGUAAACAGAGCAGCCGAAACAACAGGGAUAAACAACAGGAAAACAGGAGAAGGAAACAGGAAAACAUCAACUACGAACUUACUACCCUUAGCCGAUUGUGAAUUAGCAGAAAAAUAUCGGGGAGCCGGAAGACGAGAGGCAACAACUUUUGCAUCAACGGAAACGUGCAAAAUUCUAGUGAAAUAUCGUUAUAAUUGCCUAUAAGAGAAAAGAAAGUUAUUCUACUAAUCGGACACCGAUCGGAUAAUCAAAAUUUGUUACAACACACCCACUGACUCACACGUACUGCUACUAGCUGCUACUACAACUGAAUAAGCGGAAGAAGAAGAAAAUCAAUCAAAAUUCCGCUCAUACUAGAAAGACCCAUGUCCUCAGCCAGCAUGGAUGAGUUUUCUCUUGCAUUUGAUGAUAAUCGGCAGAGUGCGACGACGGCAGCGGCGCUGCUCCCGCCAGGCACUACAACCCUGGCCCAGUUGACGUCCCACUUUGAGGAUCUCCAGAUGAACAGUCCCGGCGGCGGUGGAGGAGGAGGCGGCGGCGGUGGCGGCGGUGGUGGUGGUCCACUUAACAUGACCGGUGUCGGUGGCGGGGCCGGUGACAACCAUUCCGGUGGCAGUGCCGUCGACGAACUGAUUCAGCAAAACUCCAAGGUGUUCGAUACAUUCGUAGCGAUGAUCAACGGACUGGCGCCCAAGGUCGAGGAACGACCGGUUAAGUACAAGUCACACACGGAAUGCGUCCCGGUGCCGUCGUCGGAGCAUGUGGCGGAAAUCGUCGGCCGACAGGGUUGCAAGAUCAAGGCACUGAGGGCGAAGACUAACACAUUCAUCAAGACUCCGAUCAGAGGCGAAGAACCGAUCUUUGUGAUCACCGGCACGAAGGAGGAUGUUACGAGAGCGAAGCAGGAGAUUCUGUCGGCGGCGGAUCACUUCAGCACGUUGCGGUCGUCGAAGAAGCAAGCGAUGGCCCUGCUGGCCGAAAGUCGGAAUAUGCUGGGGUACAGCACGCCCGAUGAGAUUACGAUUCAGAUCCGGGUACCGCAGAAGGUUGUUGGGUUGGUGGUGGGACCCAAGGGAGCGACCAUCAAAAACAUUCAGCUCAAGACCAAUACGUACAUCAUAACGCCGAAACGGAACCAGGAAUCGGUAUUCGAGAUUACGGGACUGCCAACGAAUGUCCACACGGCGCGGCAGCUGAUCGAGGAACACAUUGCAACCCGGGCCGGUACGUCGGCCACCAGUUCCAGUUCUAGUUCGAGCUCAAGCAGCUCCAGCAGUUCCAGUUCGAGUAGUUCGAGCAGCUCGAGCAGUGGGGGCAGCACUGCCAACACUUCCCCACAGAGCACACUGACCAACGGACAUCACGAUAUGCUACACCACGGCGUUGGAGGCGGAGUCAACGGACUGCAUGGACUGCACGGGCUACAAGGGCAUCAGGACUUCGACACGAACCAGUUCAUCAUCGACAACCUGCUGGAGUACUUCAACAACAUGAGCACGGCGUACAACUCGCCGACCAACACGGCGGGACCCACCCUGAACGGUCUCGUCAACCAUCAUCACCUAUCGGGUGGGGGCAAUGGGGGUAUCAACAAUGGCGUCGGCGGAAAUGCCGGCGGCAUCGGGGGUCUCGGUGGCAAUGGAAACGGUGUCGGCAAUGUAAACAUGGGCGGCGGAAUCGAGAGCGUACCGGACUUCCGCAACAUCUGGGAGAACCUGAGCGAAAGCCAGGGCUCCGGUGCCGGCACGGAUACGGACAACUCGUCGCUCAUCUGGACCCUACCGUCGUCGUCGCGCAACUCCGUGUCCUACUCGCCGGAUGAUUUCAUCUUUCAGCGAUAAGACGGUGUGAGCGAGUGAGGCGGCGCGCGCGCGCCUGCGCGGAGAUGCUACUACUGAGCUUUGUUUAUUUUUAUUGCUAUUAUUGAUAUAUAAGAUCUAUGGUCGGAUUUAUUUUUUUUUUAAUGCUCGGUAGUGAACAGCACGUGUUGUUUUAUUCUGGAUUAGUUAUUUUUUUUUUUGGUGAAUUAUUACUUUGAUACGUAUCUAUUUGAUGAAUACAAUUAAGAGGAAAGGUAACGGUUGCAGCGCAAAUGCGAAGAUACGGCCAGUUCCCGGAGUUAGCGAGGAAUGGUGAAGAGAACAAAAAAAAAAAAAAAGGAAGAAGAUAUCGGGAGGACUAACCGAAUGAUAUGGAUUGUAGGUGAACAGCAGAUAAUGUAAUAGAUGUACAGAGGUUCUUAACAAUCAUAUAACGAAAGAUGCAACUAUAGAUGUAUAAAGCGAACGAUUGAAAAACAGGUAAAAUUAUUGUGGUUUUAAAAUUUGGAAUCAGCACAAGAAAAACGAAAGUAACUUCGAUGCGGGAAAAUGUGACGUGAAGCAGUGUUGCCAGUUGUGCUAGGACUGAUUUUCAACUCUCCCACUCAGGACCUCAGAGGCUGCAACUAUUUCGUCUGGUGGCGGUUUAAUUUUGGAUUGGAACAACGUUUUUUGAAAAGCAUUUUGGAGUUUUUAUGCAGUUUUGCCGACGUAGAUGCCAGCUUUGCUUUUUCGUUGCUACUUUUGCGUUUCAAAGUGUUUUGUGGGUUUGAGUUUGGACGCGAUUUAAGACUUAUUCGGAGUGGCGAUUCAACCAAGAAAACCGUGAAAAAAUCUGAUUUUUUAUUCACCAGGAAAAAAAUGGGAGAAGGUCGAUCAACAAAUUCUGGAACUGCUCACAUUCCUCUCAGUCUAAGGUGAUUCUCAGGUAUCCGAGCUGUCCCUGACCCUGGUAGAGACCCUUUCAGAAAUUCCAAUAUAUACACAGGUCUAGCAACUCUUCGAUUGGUUAUGAUUGCCCAACGAGUUUCGCAAUAAGCUUUCGUGUUGGAUUAGAAUCUCCGCGUAAUUUGUUUUGGGGUCCUAAAAAGCCCUUCAUCUACCUUUCGGUCAAAUCUUCAAGUCCGUGAAAUUCAACAUUGGAUUACACCUGAGGUUAUGUAGAAACCGUUCAUGCUAUUGUAGAGAACCCUUAGCACAAGUCUCGAAUUUUGUAUCGGACUUUUUGGCUCCUUGUGCACCCCCAAGAACCGACCUGCUCCAACAUGUUGUAAAACUGUGGGUCGACAGAUCAAAACUGAUCCUGUAUUGUUUUACCAAAGUGUUGUAGAUGGUCUAUGAGAUCGGCUAUAAAUUCAAUACACACUUACAGUUAGGGUUAUUUUACGAACAUAAUUUUUGAGGACAACUCUUGAUGAACAUUUCAAAUGGUCCUAUCUGCUUUAAUCGAUUCUCUUCAUCGACUUUCUCUUUCGUUAAUAACUCAGCUGCAAAACCUUUCCCUGUUGUAUUUGACGUUUUGGACGCUAGAUAAGAACCUCCUUUAUCAAACUAUGUGGUAGAAUUAGCGCGAAAU
Ochlerotatus camptorhynchus is the source of this 4801-nucleotide messenger RNA. Its product is annotated as RNA-binding protein MEX3B. Gene Ontology annotation, molecular function: RNA binding. Lineage: Eukaryota; Metazoa; Arthropoda; Insecta; Diptera; Culicidae. The record is from RefSeq and is a predicted model, not a curated record. The coding region runs from base 1771 to 3246 and encodes 491 amino acids. The transcript has 4 exons.